This is a messenger RNA of Thalassophryne amazonica, 1251 nucleotides long. RefSeq names its product sphingosine-1-phosphate receptor 1 (gene s1pr1). Gene Ontology annotation, cellular component: membrane. Gene Ontology annotation, biological process: sphingosine-1-phosphate receptor signaling pathway; angiogenesis. Bases 130 to 1251 code for a protein of 373 amino acids. Lineage: Eukaryota; Metazoa; Chordata; Actinopteri; Batrachoidiformes; Batrachoididae. The record is from RefSeq and is a predicted model, not a curated record. The transcript has a single exon. Gene Ontology annotation, molecular function: sphingosine-1-phosphate receptor activity.
UUCUGGUUUCGCUGCAGGACCAUGUUGGGCUGCAGAACUUGGACUCUGUGCUCCUCUCCAGGGUUCCCACCUCACAGCAAACCUUAAGACGCAGCGCCCCCUCCUGGACAGUCGCCGGCCCUGCAGGAGAUGGCUGAUCACACGUAUUCCGAUCUGAUCGCCAAACACUACAACUACACCGGCAAGUUCCGCAAGACGGACCGGGACGCUGGCCUGAAGUCCGACUCAGUGGUCUUCAUCAUUGUGUGCUGCUUCAUCAUCUUGGAGAACAUCGUGGUCCUGCUCACCAUCUGGAGGACAAAGAAGUUCCACAAGCCCAUGUACUACUUCAUCGGGAACCUGGCUCUGUCCGACCUGCUGGCCGGCAUGGUCUACACUGCCAACAUCCUCCUGUCAGGCGCCAACACGUACAAGCUCACGCCCACCCAAUGGUUCUUCAGGGAGGGCAGCAUGUUUGUGGCGCUGGCGGCGUCCGUCUUCAGCCUGCUGGCCAUCGCCAUCGAGCGCCACCUGACCAUGCUGAAAAUGAAGCUGCACAACGAUGGCAAUACGUGCAGGGUCUUCUUGCUCAUCAGCACGGUGUGGAUGAUCGCAGCGGUGCUCGGUGGUCUGCCCGUGAUGGGCUGGAACUGCAUCUGGAACAUGACCAAGUGCUCCACCGUGCUGCCGCUCUACCACAAGACCUACAUCCUGUUCUGCACCACGGUCUUCAGCAUCAUCCUCAUGGCCAUUGUGGUGCUCUAUGCCCGCAUCUAUGCCCUGGUGCGGACCCGCAGCCGCAAGCUCAUGUUCCGCAAGGUGUCCAACGGGCGCAGCACUGCCGGCGCAAACAGCAGGAGCUCGGAGAAGUCUAUGGCACUCCUCAAGACGGUCAUCAUUGUCCUGAGCUGCUUCAUCGCCUGCUGGGCGCCGCUGUUCAUCCUCCUGCUGCUGGAUGUGGCGUGCCAGACCCGGGCCUGUCCCAUCCUCCUCAAGGCUGAAUGGUUUCUGGCACUCGCUGUCCUCAACUCUGCCAUGAACCCGCUCAUCUACACGCUGACCAGCAAAGAGAUGCGCCGCGCCUUCCUGAAAACACUGCUGUGCUGCACUGCCUGCGUCCGGCCUGUGGCCAAGUUCUCAGGACCCGUCAUGGGGGUGGAAUUCAGCCGCAGCAAAUCAGACAACUCCUCCCAUCCUAACAAGGAGGAGGUGGAAUACUCACCAAGGGAGACACCAGUCAUAUCAUCUGGAAAUAUCACCUCAUCAUCCUAA